Emiliania huxleyi CCMP1516 is the source of this 486-nucleotide messenger RNA. RefSeq lists its product as hypothetical. The transcript is spliced from 2 exons. The record is from RefSeq and is a predicted model, not a curated record. NCBI's taxonomy places the organism in Eukaryota, Haptophyta, Isochrysidales, Noelaerhabdaceae. Bases 1 to 486 code for a protein of 161 amino acids.
AUGGCUGCUCUCGCGGCGGCCGGCUUCCUCGGCCGGGCUCCCGCCUCCAACGACCUCGAGGCACAGGCGGUCGCGCUCCUCGAUCGGAUCGCAGCUUUGGAGGCCGUGCCCGGAGCAGCACGGCUGCAGCGCCGCGUAGAGAGCGAGCUGGACGCCGUGCGAGGGGACGAUUCGAGCGGCUCGCGCCUGCUUGGCGCCGCCAACAACUUGAUCGCAGUCGAGUUUGAGCUCGAUGUCUGGGCGUGGGCGCCGGACGGCGUCUCCCUCUCCAAGACAGUACGACCGCCGGGUCAGUCCGCCGCAACAAUCGACGUCGUUGCAGCCGGCGGUGCAUGGCGCGUUCCCGACCACGUUCACCUCCAGACACACGUGCAUGAGCCGCGGUGGCUGGUCGGGGACGCUCUCCCGCUUGAGAGCGGCGAAACGGAGAGGCUGGCGCUGGCUGCAGUGCCGGCCUUGUUGGGCGAGUGCCCGAGUGGAGGAUAA